This is a messenger RNA of Lycium ferocissimum, 420 nucleotides long. RefSeq lists its product as uncharacterized. The coding region runs from base 1 to 420 and encodes 139 amino acids. NCBI's taxonomy places the organism in Eukaryota, Viridiplantae, Streptophyta, Magnoliopsida, Solanales, Solanaceae. The transcript has a single exon. Gene Ontology annotation, molecular function: nucleic acid binding. Gene Ontology annotation, biological process: DNA integration. The record is from RefSeq and is a predicted model, not a curated record.
AUGGAGAAUAUUUGUGAGCAAUUCAAGAUCACUCAUCGAAACUUGACAGCCUAUCGGCCACAAAUGAAUAGGGCCGUAGAAGUAGCCAACAAGAAUAUCAAGAGGAUAUUGAGGAAAAUGACUGAUAAUUAUAAAGGUUGGCACGAGCAGUUGCCUUAUGGUUUACUGGGAUACCGUGCUACAGCCAGAACUUCAACAGGAGCAACUCCAUACUUGUUAGUCUACGGUAGCGAAGCAGUUAUACCUAUUGCCGAGGUUGGGAUACCUUCUUUGAGAAUCAUUCAAAAAGCUGAGCUGGAUAAUGUUGAAUGGGUCCGAGCUCAAUAUGAGCAAUUGGCUUUAAUUGACGAGAAAAUGAUGGUUGCCGUAUGCCACGGUCAACUAUACCGCCAAAGGAUGGCAAGAGCCUUCAACAAAUGA